Molecule: messenger RNA, 516 nt
Organism: Quercus robur (English oak)
Lineage: Eukaryota; Viridiplantae; Streptophyta; Magnoliopsida; Fagales; Fagaceae
Exons: 1
Coding region: 1-516 (171 amino acids)
Source: RefSeq, a predicted model, not a curated record
AUGGAUUCAGACUUCAUAGAACGAAUCCAACGCAUCACUCUCACACUGGAGGAGGAGCAACCUAUUAUGGUUCGAGCGGUACACAGGGAGAAGAUUCUUGAGGAAUAUUUCCUCAGCCUCAUUGGAAAGUUCCUAACUACACGCCCUUUGAACCUGAAGGCCGCGAAGAACCUCCUACGCUCAGUGUGGAAACUUGGUAGUGAUCUAAAGAUAGUUGAUGUGGGGGACGGACUGCUUCAGUUUAAGUUCUCUUUGGAAAGUCAACUGCGAUGGGUUUGGGAUAAUGGCCCGUGGAGUUUUGACAACAAUAUCCUGGCUUUACAGAGAUGGGAGAAAGGCCUGACAACUAGGAUGGUAAGUUUCACGAGCUUGCUGAUGUGGGUUCAGGUGUGGGGCUUAUCGUUUGACCUUAUCAACGAAGAGGCGGGGUUGGACAUCGGACGUGGGAUUGGAUUUGUGGUCAAGGUGGACUGUAGAGCACUUGCCUCAGACCAAGCUCACUUCCUGCGCAUCUGA